GGAGUUUCUUAAACGAGACGAGGGGUGUGGAAAAGACAUAUCAGUGCCGACGGUGUCUGGGAUCGAAACUGAGCGCGCACCGGGAGCGCGCUUACCGGACUUCUGUGACGCUCGAGGAGAGCGUGGAGAUUUGAUCACGAGUAGGAACCCCGUUAACCUGCCCUGCCGCGUAAACCUUGUCAAAACGAGACAACCCCUCGCCCUCUGUCCGGUAAACUAGGACACCCAGGGAAACGGAUUGAAUUCCUUCCUCAAAUCACAGCCAACUGGUUCCAGUUCGAACCACCCGCACGCGCCGCGCUUGAAGCAACAUCUUUACCGCCACACUCUGUCCAUCCCGCUAACGGCUCAGGAAUACAAAGUUGUAUCACUUUUAAACGACUCUUCGGGACUGAACGCCUGUUACUCGUUUUUGACAGAAAUAUCAGAAUAUUUUUUGUUUGUGUGGUUUGAGUGGCGUUGGCUUGGAUGUACACGCGCGCGUCACUUGAUUCGCGCCGGGUUUUUUCCGUCGUUUCCCCCCGUUACUUAGUGUGGAAUAUCUGAGGACUUUAUUGAACGCUCCAGGAGGAAAGAAAAAUACUUUGAAGAACUGCAUAUGAAAAUUUGAGGAGUUUAUUUAUUAUUAUUUCCUUAUCAAGUACGUAUGAUAUUACAAUGUGUGUGGUGCGAGUCUUCGCCGCCCCUUUUAGACCAGAAUUAGUGUGGUCCCGGAGUAGAGGCUAGAUCUGUGUCUUCUCGGUCUAGCGCGCUCUCCUCACUGUCCUUUUUUUUAUUUAUUUUUUUCUUUCACCCCAAAGGUUAUUUGCCUGUCUCCAUGGAAUAACUGAUCAGGAAAACGACUUAAGGACAAGGUGUCUUGUUGUUCUUUUUUUAUUCCUUUUUUUUUCUUCUUCUUCUUCUUCCACCGCCUGUAACUGACGGGCGAUUUAAGGUUGGUUCUUCUCCGGAGAAUGCUCAAUGAUCGAUGGGGAAUCAUGAACAGCUCACCGGAACUCGAAGACGGACAGCGGGGCAAGAAUCAGACAUUCUGUAAGUGUGUGCCCAACUCCUCUCAGCUCAAACAUCGCUGGUCAGACUCAGACACAGUCAGACAUACACCGCCCAAGAGGAUGAGUUGUAGUUAUCUGCUAUGUACCAUCCUUCUCUUCGUGGCCGUUCUGCUCGCAGUCACAGUGACGGGAACCAUUCUUCUUAUGAACCACUACCAGGCUCCCCCCAUGUCGGAUGGCCCGCCUCAUAUUAGCACCAAUCAAGACGAAGCCAAUGCUUUAGUGACAGUCGAGAGGGGUGAUGGAUCACGCAUCAAUAUCUUCAUCGACCCCAACUGCCCUGAUUAUAACAGUAAUUUCCUGCGGCUGGAAGGUGUGCAGACAUCUUUGCUGCACUCACUCACAGACCACGAUACGGAUCUCAAGUCCGUCAAAGGUCAGGAUCGAGCGCUAUUGGUCAACUUGGCAGAGGAAGUUGCUAAGCUGUCUGCCCAUGCGGGACAGCUGAAGAUGGACUAUGAAUCUCUCAGAAGAGGACAAAGCAACCUGGGACAGGACCUGAAUACACUGCAGACUGAACAGAGCAGACUAAUACAGCUGCUCUCCGAGAGCCAGAUUAACAUGGUGAAGGUUGUCAACUCUGUGAGCGAUGCUCUAAAUGCCAUGCAGAAGGAAACUGGAGGUCUGAAAGCCAGGGUGAAGGCUGACCUGCAGAGGGCGCCAGUCAGAGGAGUUCGCCUUAAAGGCUGUGCUAAUGGCUCUCGUCCACGGGACUGUAGUGAUAUAUAUGCUAGCGGUCAGAGGGAAGAUGGCAUCUACUCUGUUUUUCCCACUCAUUACCCCGCCGGCUUUCAGGUCUACUGUGAUAUGAGCACGGACGGAGGUGGCUGGACGGUAAUCCAGCGGAGGGAGGAUGGAUCUGUGAACUUCUUCAGGGAGUGGGACUCCUACAGGGAAGGAUUUGGCAAAAUCACUGGAGAGUACUGGCUUGGGUUGAAACAAAUCCAUGCUCUGUCUAUCCAAGGAAACUACGAGCUGCGCAUAGAUCUUGAAGAUUUUGAGAACAGCACAGCUUUUGCACAGUAUGGAGUGUUUGGAGUUGGGCUGUUCUCUGUUGAUCCUGAGGAUGACGGUUACCCCCUCACCAUUGCUGAUUACACCGGCACUGCAGGAGAUUCAUUGCUUAAGCACAAUGGAAUGAAGUUCACAACAAAAGACAGAGACAACGAUCAUUCGGAGAACAACUGUGCUUCAUUCUAUCACGGUGCCUGGUGGUACCGCAACUGCCAUACCUCCAACCUUAAUGGCCAGUACCUGCGUGGACAGCACACCUCUUACGCCGACGGGAUCGAGUGGUCAUCCUGGACUGGGUGGCAGUACUCGCUAAAAUUCACAGAAAUGAAAAUUCGGCCAACGCGCGAAGAGCGAGAAAGCAAGUAACCACAGAAAAAGUAAAAUGUAAAUCUAAGGAAGGUAAAAAAAAAAAAGAUUAAAAAGACUUAAAUAUGGGACUUACUUGACAGUGGUUGUUGCUAAUCUGAAAAAAAGUCAGACUGUUGUGUGGCCAUGCUGUAAGUCUUACCCUCCAUGUGAUAAUCUCUUCAUCAUCAGGCCUUAAAGUUUCUUUACACGCAGAUGUCGGCUCUCAGCUCACCCCUGCACUGACUCAACUACUGUCAGUCAUACUUCAGUUCUGACAAAAAUGACAGUGAAUCAAGGAUUCUAUUAUCUUGCCAUUGGUUAGGGAAUUAAUUAAUGGAGGACUAUAUACGACAAUGAAAUGUUAGAAUGGUCCCUUCUGUCAACAAAGCUAGUUUCUUUUCUCCCUCAUAUUGUUUAACACACAAUUCAUAUGCCAAACACGCAUGCCAAGGCCAGAUCUCUUCUAAGUCUUCAUGUUUGAAGAAGAAGGCUAGUUCAAAAUAAGAUAGUGUGGCAAAUGGGAUGGAGAGAGAGAGAGAGAGAGAGAGAGAGAGAGAGGCGGUCUAGGAGGAGAGCAGUGCAAAGGUUUCUGUGGGAGUUUGUCUCUCAUCUGUCUGACAGGCCAUUAGUGAGCAUAUUGGCCACUUUGUCUGAUCGCCAUUGCCAAGUGAUCAUCAGGCAGGCUCUUCAUCUCGCACAUACGCAGAUGGAGGCUGUUUAUGCAUGUGUGUGAGCGAGAUAAAAGGGAAAUGUGAUAUUGCCUCGUCUCCUUCCCGAGCGUGUUUCUGACUCAGCACAAGUUUGAGUGUUCUCUGAGAACUUUUUUAUCAGCCCAAAAAUCUCCGAAAUUGAUUCGAAAAUCGAGUGUGUUUACUUAGCACUCAUUCACACAUCGUUUGUUCAUGCAUGACUUUGACGCUGUGUCAUAAUGCUAAUUUAAAGGAGCCUCCCUGCCCUCUUUUAUAUGUGAAUGCUAACGUGUAUAACAGCUCACUCACUGCCGUCACUCUCUCUAGCUCACUUUCCAAAGGUCAGACAUCUCGAACGUGAAUAUCGUGCUUCUUUCCCCUUUUGUUCGAGCUGCUCCCUUCAUCUCUCGCCCUUUUUCCCUCCUGGUCUUCUUCUAAUUUUUCCUCCCUCCGCUCUCCCUUCACUCCUUUGGCUUGUUUUCUUUGGUCCCCUGUGGAAGUGGAAAAGGUCAACAUGUCAUUUAGUACAAUUACACUGCUCAUUGUUCUCUCUUCUGCUCUUUUCUCACUUUUUCCUUUUCUCCCACUUCUGUUUCGUUAUCUCUCUCUCAACUUAAUUAUGUUCCUUUUUUAAAUCUCCAUUAUCAUAAUGAUGACAAUUCAUUUGUACUUUGCUUAAAUAUUGUAAUUUUGAAUUCACAAAGGAGAGAUUUACAUAUUUAACAUGAUUAAUGCACUAACAAAACUUUUGUUCCGUCCCUUAUUUGUUUGUUUGUUUGUUUGUUUUAUGUAUAAAGUUUUCAUGCUGACUUGUGAAUGAACUUGUGCAAGUAUGAAUUAAUUGAUCUUGGGUUUUGCAGCUUUGAGUUUUACUUCAUAAAUGUUCCAAGAGCUUUAAGAUAUGUGUAGAUUUCAUGUACAGUGUGUAUGUCUUAGAGACUUUUAGCGCAUGUGAAAUGUUUCCUUACAGGAAAUUGACAAAAGCACACAAAUGAAGCACGAUAGAAACAAUCCUCGAUAUGUCCUGAUAACGCCUGUUGUUACAUGACUGGGAUGGAAUGGAUCUGUUGUGUGGGACUGAAGUCUCUGGAAUGGACUCUUGUUUUUAAAUUCUAGUCUGGUAGGAGUGGAGUUAAAAUCCAUUAAAUGUACACCAACAAAUAAUGAGCACAUUACUCGAGAAAACAUGCGUGAAGAGGACUGUAAAAGCAACAUUACAGGAUGGUGUCAAGACUCUUAAAUGGACAUACUGUAAGUGAGUGCUCAUGCUUGUCUCUGGAGUCCUCUCUAAGUUUGCACCACUUUCACUACAAAGUUGCCUCUGUCAGUUUGUGUCUUUGUUAUGUAUUUUCCCCUUGUACUUAUUUUUCUAGUUCUCUCAACUCUGAUUUUUCCCCCUCCUCUCAUUCUGUGGAAUUACAUCGCAGUCAGCCUCUUUUCUCUGUCACCAUUUGCUUCAAAGUUAACCAUGCUGCCUGUUCAGCUGUCAAUAACGUUUCUUCAGUGUGUUGCCAUGGUAAUGAUCCCCUGAACAAGAGCUAACAGGCUGAACAAAGAAUGAAGGAAAGCGAUGUUAAAUGAUGUAACAAUGUCAUGAAACUGGGUCAAGAAAGGACAAAAAGACAAAAAGAAACCAAGAGUGCGCAUUAUAAUGGGACAGACACAGUUUGAAAUAAUUUGUAAUUAAGGGUCUCUGUGAGAAUGAGUGUGUGGAAAUGUGUGUGUGUGUGUGUGUGUGUGUGUGUGUGUGUGUGUGUGUGUGUGUGUGUGUGUGUGUGUGUGUGUGUGUGUGUGUGUGUGUGUGUGCGUGCGUGUGACUGAAUGAAACAAAAUAUACCUGUAAAGAAAAAAAGGAAAUUGUUAUUUCUGUGUAUGGCAUUUGCUCUUCAUAUUGUGUGCAUAUAUAUAUAAAAAAAAUCUAUAAAUAACAUAUAAAUAAAUUGAUUUCUGCAAUGGUACUGCAUGGAUUUUGA
Messenger RNA from Cyprinus carpio (common carp), 5076 nucleotides. RefSeq names its product fibrinogen C domain-containing protein 1-like. The transcript is spliced from 8 exons. NCBI's taxonomy places the organism in Eukaryota, Metazoa, Chordata, Actinopteri, Cypriniformes, Cyprinidae. The coding region runs from base 954 to 2432 and encodes 492 amino acids. The record is from RefSeq and is a predicted model, not a curated record.